This is a messenger RNA of Pygoscelis adeliae (Adelie penguin), 657 nucleotides long. It is a transcript of the gene C2CD4C, whose product is annotated as C2 calcium-dependent domain containing 4C. The transcript has a single exon. The record is from RefSeq and is a predicted model, not a curated record. The annotation marks the transcript as partial. Lineage: Eukaryota; Metazoa; Chordata; Aves; Sphenisciformes; Spheniscidae.
GCUGACCCCGGCCCCGGCGCCCGGCGCCGUGGCAGGGGCCCCCCGGCUGGGGGGCAGCCGCCUGCUGCCCUGCUGCCCCUGGACCUGCCGCCGGGCCGUGACCGGGAGCACAGUCUGCAGCUCAGCCGGGGUGGGAGCCUGCGCCUGGCUGCUGAGUACGACCCCUCCAAUGCCCGGCUGCGUGUGCGGCUCAUCUCUGCUGAGGACCUCUACGACGCCCUCGUCGACCUGCGCAGCAUCAACUGCUGUGUCUCCCUGGACCUGCCGCCGGGCCGUGACCGGGAGCACAGUCUGCAGCUCAGCCGGGGUGGGAGCCUGCGCCUGGCUGCUGAGUACGACCCCUCCAAUGCCCGGCUGCGUGUGCGGCUCAUCUCUGCUGAGGACCUCUACGACGCCCUCGUCGACCUGCGCAGCAUCAACUGCUGUGUCUCGCUGUGCCUCAACCCCGGGAAGCUGCAGAAGCAGCGCAGCACCAUUGUCAAGAACAGCCGCAACCCCGUCUUCAAUGAAGACUUCUUCUUCGAUGGGCUGGGCCCUGGCCAUGCCAGGAAGAUGUCCCUGAAGCUCAAGGUGGUCAACAAGGGCAGCAGCCUUAAGCGGGACACACUGCUGGGGGAGAAGGAGCUGCCGCUCACCACCCUCCUGUCCUGCCUGUAG